Pocillopora verrucosa is the source of this 1851-nucleotide messenger RNA. RefSeq names its product transmembrane protein 104 homolog. NCBI's taxonomy places the organism in Eukaryota, Metazoa, Cnidaria, Anthozoa, Scleractinia, Pocilloporidae. The record is from RefSeq and is a predicted model, not a curated record.
AACAAAAUGGCGACGAAUUCAGGGUACGGAAGGUAAAACGAUUCGUGUGUUAUUUUAACACAAUCUCAUUCCGGACAGAACACUCAUGUCAGGGAAAUCAUUCGAUGUUCAUUAUGCAUCAUCUAGCUACUCUGCUACGGUUGCCACUAUUUUCCUGUUCAACCUCCUUGUUGGUGUGGGAAUUCUUGCCCUUCCAUCUGCUAUUGCAAAAGCUGGAAUUUUUGCAGGUGUUCUUUGUCUCAUCACUGUGUCUUUCAUGGCAUUUAUUAGUGUAACCUUCAUGAUUGAAGUACUAGCAACUGCUAAUGCUUGGCGAAGAACAAAAUCAGUUUGUAGAAAAGGCAGUGUGAAAGGAGGCCUGCUUCAAAAUGAAAGUAUGGAAGAAAAAAGUCAAAUCAAGGUCAAGACUGAUGUAAUAUCUCCUCCAUUGUUUGAAAUUGAAGAGAAAUUUGAGAUGGGCUAUUUGUCAGAGAUAUUUCUUGGAAGUGUGGGAUCUACAUUCUUCUAUGCAGUUCUUUGUUUGUAUUUAUAUGGGGAUCUUGCAAUUUAUGCAGUAUCAGUUGCUACAACAUUGGAGCAAGCUGUUGGUACCAGCCAUCAAAUAUCUUAUUAUUCUUUCCUCUGGGGUUUUAUCAUGUUCAUUGGACCAUUUUGUUUCUUCAAUUUCCAAAAAACUACAUAUCUUCAAAUGUUUACAAUGGUAAUGAGGAACUCUGCUAUGGUGUUAAUGAUUGUGCUGACACUACUGGACAUUGCAAAUGGACACAGAGUACCAACAGACCAGCUGAUAUUAUGGGAUACAGAUAAGGCUAAGGAGCUCUUAGGCAUGGCAGUGUUUGCAUUCAUGUGUCAUCACAGUGUUCCAUCCAUCAUUCUUCCUCUGGCUGACAAAAGAAAAACUCUGCAAGUUGUUUUGGUGGACUAUGUGAUAGUUCUUCUCUACUGUGGCAUCAUUGUUUUCUCUGCAGUCUUAAAUAAACCAGCAUCAGCCAUCCUUCCACUUUAUACAUUAAACUUUAGUGACCACUCUGUUACUGUCUUGGCAAAGUUUCUCAGCCUUUAUCCUGUAUUUACACUGAGUAGCAACUUUCCUCUGAUCUGUAUAACUUUGAGGAAUAAUUUGAUGGCACUAUUUCCAGUUUCAAAGAGCUUAAUAUUUAGCCAGCAGAUCUUCACACUUGUGGCCCUUAUGCCACCUGUUGUUAUUGCAGUGUUUACACAUGAUGUUGGUCAGCUUGUUGCACUUACAGGCUCCUUUGCAGGGUUAGCUAUCAUGUUUGUGACUCCAGGUCUUCUUGCUUUGUACUCAAGGAACAAGCUGGAUAAAUCUGUUCCCCAUUGGAGGCAAAUGCACCACCACAAGUCUCCAUUUCAAAGUAAUGCGUGGGUCUACCUGACUUUGGCAUUUGCUGCCUUUGUGCUGAUGACAAGAAUAUUUUGAAUACAGCAAGUUCUUAGUUUUAUUAAAAUUGAUGAAACCAUGUAGCAGAAUGAAUUCAUAUAUAGUAUUUCAAGGAAAAUCAUGUGGCAAAAGCAAGCUUUAAAUAUGGAAUAUUUUUCUCUUGCAAAUAGAAGAUGAGAUAUAAUGAUAACCUCUUAACUUAUAUUUGCAACAAAAAAGCGACAGAAAUAACAACAAAAUACAUUAAACCAAACAAGCUUCAAAGAGAGUAUAUUAUAACAGGAAAUAUGAGUUAUUUAAUAAAAGUAUUUAAGACAGAAACUGUCAAUUGCAAUUGUGACAAUUAAAGACAGAAAUUGAAAUUGUAUCCUUUUUGUAUCCCAGACAGUAUGAGAACAAUGACAUCAUGUAAAGAUUUUAAGACAGCCAUAAAGAAAAAGAAAAUGAAC